Molecule: messenger RNA, 949 nt
Organism: Camelina sativa (false flax)
Lineage: Eukaryota; Viridiplantae; Streptophyta; Magnoliopsida; Brassicales; Brassicaceae
Source: RefSeq, a predicted model, not a curated record
UUUAUGAGAGUGCUAUACGUUGAGAGUAGAGAGAAAGGUUUUGGUUUUCAAAAUUCACCAGUAAUCCUCCGGUCUACGAAUACAAGUUCGAACUUCGAAGUCAAGACCUUUUUCAUUGAUACCAAAGAUAGCUGCCGAAUUUAGAAAGAACCAGCCAUAGUGGAGCUUCAUCUUCGAACCAGCCAUAAUGAUUUCUUUUUCUAUGCACUAGCUUAGUUAUUAUCGAGUCCGAUUGUAAUCUCCGUAUUUAUAUCCCUUAAUUUUCAAAAGGAGUAUAUAUUAAUAACCAGUAAGGUAACCUUUCGGCCUUCUAAGAGUUGCUUAUGGAGAUUGAUAGUUGGCUUGAAGCAGACGACGGCGGCUUGGAUUGAAGAUUGGAUUGAAGACGACGGCGGCUUAGUCUUCUGAUGGUGUAAAGCAGACGGAGAGAUCCACUGGGAGACGAAUCGAACAGAGAAGGCUUUGUUACAAUUGAGUGACUCCUUAGCUUAGAACUCGGACUCAGUAAAUGGAAAGUUGAACUACUUGCUGCAUUACAAUUGGGUGCUACAGAGGUCCAGUCUAUGAUUCUGAAGGGUGGUGGCAUGAUCACAUUUGCCAAAGUUUAUCAGUUUUUGGCUAAGAAACUAUCGGGAAAAGUCUUCACUGAGGCUGCCAACUACCAGAUUAGGAAAGAGAUGCUAAAACAGGGUGGACAGUUAGCCGCCGUUAACUUGGAAUCUCGAGCAGCUCUGCUUGCAGCAAAGCAUGGCUUUGCAGGAGCUGCAUCAAGACACAUUGGCUUAAGAACAGCGAUGCAAUUACUCGGCCCCAUGAUGUGGGGGACGUUAUUGGCUGAUUUGGUUAUUCAGAUGCUCGAGACAGACUACGCUAGUUUAUGCACAUGUGGGGGAAGUGUUUUUGUUUUGUCAUGUUUUGUAAUAUUCCAAAUUUUGUAAAAUAUGUUUAA